Molecule: messenger RNA, 2354 nt
Organism: Hemiscyllium ocellatum (epaulette shark)
Lineage: Eukaryota; Metazoa; Chordata; Chondrichthyes; Orectolobiformes; Hemiscylliidae
Product: nesprin-2-like
Exons: 12
Coding region: 56-1810 (584 amino acids)
Cellular component (GO): membrane; meiotic nuclear membrane microtubule tethering complex; nuclear envelope
Source: RefSeq, a predicted model, not a curated record
AACAGCUUUUUGCAGGAAAAAUCCGGCAGACUUGGAGAGCCUGUGAAGUCUUGACAUGCACAGAGACACGAGUCUGUCCUCUGGUUUUUCGGACCACCCCCUAUCGGAUUACUGGAUCUCGCACUCUGAGGAAGGCAAUGCUCGGUCCCUGAUGAGAAUGCCUGAUGGGCAGCAGUGUGACAUCUGUGCCCCAUCCCUCGAGAGACGCAUCAAAAUGGAGCAGUCCUGGCAGCUAUGGCAGGAAUUCCUGGAUGACUAUUCCCGGUUCAACGACUGGAUGCACUGGGCUGAAGCCCUGGCCAGGGAGCCCCUCUCUUCACAGGUUCUGUAUUCCGAGGCUAAGGAGGAGCUGAAGAGGUUUGAGUGUCUCCAGAAACGGACGGAAGAACACGUGAUCCAACUGGAGUCGAUAAACAGACGCUACAGGCAGCUGGCCAGGGAACAGGGCAUCAGAUUGGCUGGCAAGCUGAAAGGAAUGGUGCAUGAUGGGAACCAGAGGUGGGACAACCUCCAGAGAAGAGUUGGCAUCAUCUGCAAAAGGCUAAAGUAUUUUGUAACCCAGAGGGAAGAGUUUGAGACCGAGAGGGAGAACCUGUGGUUGUGGCUCAUGCAGUUGGACGUCCGGCGCUCCGAGCUGGAAUAUUUCUCCCGGGAAGGGGCAGCGGAAAAGCUCGACUCGCUACAGGUGUUGCAGCAGGUGAUUGGCAGUGUCACUGAGGGGACUGAUGCCCUGCUGAGGUUGGCAGGAGCCCUGCUCCAGAAAAGUGAGCCCCAGGACGGGGUAACAAUCGAAACCGAGGUUCAGGAUCUCCUCCAGUUCCAGCAGGAAGUGUUUGGACAAAUGGAUCGGCUUCGCAGGAGAUGCCACAGCAUGAGCCAGACGUCUGACGGAUGGGAAUCCCUCAGUAGAGAGGGCCGUGAGUCUGAGAGCUGCUGUGACAGAAUCCUCAAGGGCAGACGACGCGAGCGGCCAUUGUGGCAGGACCUACUGCCGGAGGGGGUUCCUGGUGGCUAUUUGAUCCCGAGCAACGUGGACUCCUUAGCUCUGGAAUGGGAUUCAUCUGUAGAUGUUGGAGACUCGAGGACACUAGAGGGCAGUGUUUCCUUUUGUAGCUCUGUGCUUGACCGGCCUGAUGGUCCAGAUGCCAUUGCCAAUCCGUGGGGCUGUAGGAGAAACCGGCAGAUCCAUGGUGAAUGGAUGUACGACUCCAGCACAACACAGCAGAUGGAUGUGGGCUGUCAGUGUGACUCUGAAGUUGACACAGUAUCAGGUGACCACGGUCCUCUGUUUGACACCCAGUUGCAAGUCAGAGACAGACACUCCUGUGAUGUUGCUGAUGCUGUUGAAAAGCCACUCACAGGGAAACUGAGGAAGAGGAACGGACUCCAGACGUGGCAACAAGAGGCAACGAGAGAGCGGCCAGGACGAAGCCACUCAGACUGGUUCCAAAGUCAGAGCGUGGGCCCAAAGGCAAGGGCCAGAUACGUGAGGCAGUGGCUUCAAAUGCUGGAGCCCAAACAGAAGCUUAGCGAGAGAGGAACAACCACACUGGAAAUGGCUACAGGACUUGACAGGCUGCUACACCAUCCAUCCCCUCCUUCCAUGGAGAGCAGAUUGCCUUGUACUGGUUCCACCCUACCUCUCCUCCCUGUGGUUGUGGCCAUCAUUCUGUCACUGAUGCUUGUGCUGCUGGCUGUAGUCCUCCUCAUUUUUCCCAUUGUGAUCCAGGAGUGUAACUGGCACCGGAGAAACACGUUUCUACCGUUUCACUUCACGCUGUCCUACCUUAAUGGCCCCCCACCAACAUAACCUCUGCAGAACCUGGGACCUCUUGCUCUUCACUGCAUCGACUAAGGAACCCACUCUUAAUGGAGAACGUUGCGACUUGAGCUGGCCAACUAUCCACCUGCUGGAUCCCAAAAUGAGCCAACCUGUUCAGUGAACGUCCAGCACAGGGUCAGAUUGAAACCAGUUUAAAACUGAUGGAUUGGAGCCAAGUUGAGGCCAAAAGCUGGGAUUGAGGCCGGCAAGGUUGGAAUCUGGGAAUGUCGUGCUUUGUUCCUUGCAUCAUCGAGAUUGGCUGAAGAGCUAGCCGUUUCCACCAUGUCAUGUCUUGUGUCUGUAUUUGUAUCUAUUCUCUCUCCUCUGUGCAUUGAUGCAAAAUGGUUCGUGUGGAGUAACUAUUUUCUCUUCGAAGCCAAACACCCCCCACCCCCCACCCAAAAACCAUACACCCCCCACCCCCCACCCCCCCACCCAAAAACCAAACACCGAGAGUAACAAACCUCGACCCACUGAACAGCCUCAGUGUGGCUCCCUCUAGAGUAAUAUUUCCCAAAUGCUGUUCAGCGUG